CAGAAACAAGCCCAUUUGCAAGCUGUAUCUUCCUCUGCAUUUUCUCUCUGCAUUAACGCUUUACUUUCAGCUUUUAUAAGCUAAAAGAAUCAUAUCAAACUCUCACUUUCUACCUAGCCUCCUGCAUUCAUCCAUUCAUUCUUACAUUUAUAUUUUCUAGUUUUUUGGAAAACUAAAAACGAGAGCAUUGUUCCUUCCAAUCUGCGUCAAUGUCCAGGUGGGUUUUUGAUAUUACACGUUUACACUGACCACAAUCCACUUUGCAUUUUGUUUUCUUAAAACUUUUUACAGCAGGGUGAAGAGUAAAACUGGGAAUUCCUAAAAACUGGAACAUUCUUCCUUACAAUAUAUGAAUGUCCAAGUGGGUUUUUGUUUUUGAUGUCAGGAUAGACCAUAAACCAUUUUUUGCAUUCUGUUUUUGGUUUUUGACAAAUAAGCGACAGUAAAACACUGAGAAUUUUCUAAUGGAAUAGGAAUUUAAGCAUAUGGGUUUUGUUGUUGUUGUGGACAUUGUACAUAGAAAAGUAGAAAAGACAAAGAGGGAGGGGCAGAGAAGGAGCCCGAGAAUAUCUGCAUUGGACGCGUGGAAGAUGGCCCCGCGGUCGAGGCCCGUGGAUAUCACUCUCCCUUGCAAGCAGGAAAUGGAGGGUAACUUUCGUGGACCAGCCUCCCGGACGAGGUCCAGGAAGAAGCCAAAACUCAGACCAGUUGAAGAAGUGGGCGGCAGAAAAACCAAUCAUGGAGAUCAUCAAACUGAUACUGAUCAACAGGUUCUGCAGGAUAAAGGUCAACUGUCCAUCCCGUCAUCUGCAACGUGGAUGCCUGAAAAACGUAUACUUGACCUUAUCUUGGACAUAUUACAGAGGAGAGAUACAUAUGAAAUAUUUGCUGAACCAGUUGACCCACAGGAGGUUGAAGACUAUUAUGAAAUAAUCAAAGAACCAAUGGACUUUGGGACCAUGAGGGCCAAACUUCAUGAAGGAAUAUAUAAAAAUCUUGAACAAUUUGAGCAUGAUGUAUUCCUGAUAUCCAAAAAUGCGAUGCAUUUUAAUUCUUCAACUACCAUUUAUUUCAGACAGGCUCGUGCCUUAAAUGAACUAACUAAUAAGGUCCUUCAAGUUCUGAAAACACAUCCUGAGAAUUUCGAAAUAGAAUUCUCAGAGAUGAGACGAAGAAGUAGGAGGAGGCUCCAAACUGAAUCUAAUAAUUCACUUAGUAGCACAAGCCCUCAGAAUGCUACAAAAGUGAAAUCUAGUAGCAUCAUGAUUAAGGAAUCAUCAAAUUUAGUCCCACGUUCAUUUGGCAGCUCUUCAAGCACUAGGAGACAGUUUCGUGUAAAACAUGGGUGCUCUGAUUUUUCUUCUGGUAUUGAUCGUGGUGAAGAAGAAAUUCUUUCUGGUUCAAUUGAUGUUAGAUGUAGAUCUUUUGAAGCAAAUCAGCGUUAUGCAUAUAAACCUAGGUUGUCCUUCCUGAAUGAGGAUGAGUCAAUUGUUUCAACAGUACUCAGCAGCUCAAAACAACUAGAAUUUGUGAGUCAGCCGGAUAUUGGUUACAGGGAAAGCUUAAUGUUGUUUGUUAAAGAUUUGGGACCAACAGCCCUGAUGAUCGCCAAACGGAAGUUACUUGGCUUGUUUAAAGGUCAAUUUUCCACUGCAUGCACUGGAAUCCAAUGGGGACAUAGUAUUCUGGAUACUAUGAACAUCACAUCAAAAUCUCAGAUUUGCCUGGACCAUGUAGCUGAGCAUCAUACUGUCACCAGAAACACCAUUCACAGGACAGAUUCAAGUGAUGCUGAUGAAGGAGAAAAGGCAUACAUGGGUAGGAAAAUUGGCCUUAGUGAUGCUAUGGUUCAAGUACAAUCUGGUAGUGAGAAAAACAAGGCACAUGACACCAUAGGAGAGAAAGUUCACACCAUGAAUGUUAUGACUAUUCCUGGUGUUUGCGGCAGUGAGAAAGUUCAUCCGAAUCAGAGUAAUGGGAUUCAAUUAUCUACAUUUUCCUUGUUCGCUCAUGCUGCAGUUUUUAAUUCCUCCAUUGCUGGGUACAAAAGCACAGACAACAUGUCAACAAUGAUAUUGGAUCCAAGUAAGUUGGAUGAUCAAUCACGAUCACUGGAGUCACCUUCAGAGCAUUCUCAUUCUAAUUUGUCGGGCCCCAAGUUGAAACUUCAUGAUUUGUCGAGUUUUUACCAUGAUAAUGGAGUCAACCCCUCAUCUGAAGGAAGCCAAACCUUGACAUCAGAUCAAUGGAAGUCCCCAACACCCAAGUUCAUUUUUGACCUGCCAUAUUUGAGAGCCAGGCUUGAUCAGAAAAUUUCUUCAGAACAUGAUAGUUUCCUGAAGCAAGAUUCAGGUAUGGAGAUUCCAUUUUUCAACAAAAUGAGCAAUCCCAGAGCUUCGUUUCUUACACAUGGAGUGGAGCUGAAUGCUCAGCCUUAUGGUGAUGAUCAACUGCAAUCUUCAUUGGAUAUUCACCAUAGGAAUUUAGCACUUCAGUUGUAAGAAAACUUGCAUUGUAUAGGACCCAAAAAUUUUCGAAGAAAGGAAAGUUGGUCUUUGAUAUUUCCAUCACCAAAAUGGUUAUUCGUCGAUGUGCUUAAUAAUUGUCAGCUCUCAAAAGUUUCCUUCAUUUGUCUCUUUCAUUACCAUCGUUGUUAUAUUACAGGAUAAAUGAAAAAUGAAAAUUACAGAGAUAUCUUACCAAAAGAUGAUUCAAUUGCAUAGCUGAUCUGAUUUUGCUGAUUAACUUGGUGGGGUGCCCCAAAUGAAGAACAGUAUGCGCUUUAUAUAUGUAUAUAUAUGGAUAUACAUAUAGAUAUUAGACAAUACAAUGCCUCGUUCAUGUCUACAACUCACCAUUGGCCUUGCUUUUGUUAAUGAACGCGGAAUCACUUUUUGGUGUGCUGUUAGGCUGAUUGUGAGUUGUCAAAUUCAUUCCUUGCUUUCAUAAUUAAAACUAAUUGGAUGUG
Ziziphus jujuba (common jujube) is the source of this 2968-nucleotide messenger RNA. RefSeq lists its product as uncharacterized. The record is from RefSeq and is a predicted model, not a curated record. The coding region runs from base 486 to 2501 and encodes 671 amino acids. NCBI's taxonomy places the organism in Eukaryota, Viridiplantae, Streptophyta, Magnoliopsida, Rosales, Rhamnaceae. The transcript has 10 exons. Gene Ontology annotation, molecular function: protein binding.